Ectocarpus sp. CCAP 1310/34 is the source of this 3526-nucleotide messenger RNA. The record is from the annotation of a GenBank genome assembly. NCBI's taxonomy places the organism in Eukaryota, Phaeophyceae, Ectocarpales, Ectocarpaceae.
UGUGUGCUGCGCAACAAGAACAGGAACGUUCUAGAGAACAGAACCUCUGUGACGUUGACAUCAUCUCUGGGUUACCAGCAACCAGCGCCCCCCCUCCGGCGAGGAGUGGCGGAGUGUGCGGCGCGACAGCUAAGCAGGUGAAGGAAUGCGUUUCAGUGGUGAAUUCCUGGCCAUUGUCGUCGCCGUGAUCUGUGGUUGUUGAGCAGCGCGUUUCGUCGUGCCAGGAAAUUCGAGACUCGCAUACAAUAGCCGGGACAAGCCAUGGCGCAAAGAGCAGCCGUGAUGGCGUGCGUGCUUUAUUUCUUCCUUUUCAUGGCACACGGCUGUGUCGCGCCGUUCAUGCCCCUCAUCUGGCGAUCCAAGGGACUCUCGGAGCACCAGGUCGGUAUCUUGGGAGCGAUUCGACCCGUGGCCUCCUUCUUCGUAAACCCGGUCAUGUGCGCGUUCGCAGACAGGCAUAGCAUUCACCAGCAGGUGGUCUAUACGGCGUUGUUUUUGUACGUCGUCACUCGACCGUCGGUGCUUUUCGCGGGAACGUUCUUGGCGGUGGCGGCGGUGGAGGCGUCUUGCUCCUUCUCGACGAGUCCCAUCGGCAGCCUCAUCGACUCGUCAAUUAGGCAGGCCUUCGGAGGGGACGGAUACGGCAAUCUUCGGCUGUGGGGUGCGAUUGGUUUCGGGAUCGCCUCGCUCAUCGGGGGAUUCGUGUGCGACUCCUACGGCGGCAGCUACACCGGGGUCAUGAUUGUGUUCGUCGCGAAUGUCGCGGUGGCGAUGGCGGCGUCGACCGGCGUUCCCAUCGGGCGACGAGGGGGCGGAACCGCCACCCGAGACAAGCAGCUUGGCGGCGGCGGCGGCGGCGGCGGCGGCGGCGGUGAUGGUGACGGCGUCGCUACGGGGGGAGACUUCGAGCUCGGCGAAAAGAGGACGGAGAGUCCUGUCUCUCCUCGAACCGCAACCCGAGGUUGCGCUGUUGCUCGUGAUAAGACGGCAGGGGAACCGAAGUGCGCCGGUCUCAUCGGAACUGCCGCCGUGACCCCAGCAGUGGCCACCGACACCGCCGCUACCGCUGAUGGUAAUCAUGACCAUCUCUACGACGACGACGAACCCGAAGGCAACGACGAAGCUCAAACGCACUCCGCCUUGCUGUCCCGCCCUAGGACGACCUCGGACAAGGACGGCGGCGGCGACACCAACGGCAGCAGCGGCGCCAGCAGAGGUGAUGGUGAGGGACCCGGGAGGAAGGCCAAAGAGCAGGGGGGUGUGCUCAUGGCCGUUCGGAUCAUGACGAAUACGGGAGAGAGCGCUUCCUUUUUCAUGGCAGUGGGGCUCAGCGGCAUGGGAUCGGGUGUAAUCGACACAUUUCUCUUCAUCAGGCUGGAAGAGCUUGGGGGUUCGCACGUGCUGUGCGGGCUCGCGCGUCUCAUCAUGUGCAUCGCGGAAGUGCCGUUCUUCUACCUCUCGGGGCCUCUCAUCAGGCGGGUCGGCGUUCGGGGAGUGAUCGCCCUCACCCAGGUGGCCUACCUGACUCGCUUCAUCUACUACUCGGUGCUACGAGAGCCGUGGUGGGUCCUCCCGGCCGAGGUGCUGCACGGCCUGACCUUCGCCGCAAUGUGGGCAGCCACCACAGAAUACGCGCACGGGAUCGCUCCAGGCACCUCACUUGCGAACGACGAUUCAAGGAGUCGUGUCCGGAAUCCACUGGGGCCUGGGCUUUGGGCUCGGGGCGAUGCUGGGAGGGCUCCUGUACGCAGGCCUCGGUGCUUCCAGGUGUUUCGCCGUCAGCGCCGCUCUUCCUUCGCUGUCCCUGCUGUUGCUGGUCCUGCCCACGGCGAAACGGUGGAUCAGCGGCACCGACGCGCGCGGCGGGCGGCCGGGGGCGAAAGGUAUGCCACCUCGUAGCAGGCGACGGUGCUGGGGCGGCUACUGCGGCGGUGGUGGCAAUGAUGGACGCUCGUCGUACGAGCUCGUUGCGAAGGAGACUCAAGCCAGUAGUCCCAACGAUCGAAGCGACGACUACUGCUGUGACGACGACGUCGAUGCCGACGGAGGUGAGAACAGCAUCGAGAAGACCAACAACAGCAGCAACAACGCCAGUGACAGCGGCGAUGACGUCAGCAGCGAUGACAGCAACCUAGAGGCACAGCGGCGGGAGGCAACGGCCGUGUAGACGAAAUCCGCUCUGUUUUUCUGUCUCGUUAUUACACAACACGGUGUGUGUACGAUACGAGAAGGACGCGUUCUACAAAUUUAGAGAAAUUUUGUACUUAAGAGCAAGUUGUUUUUGCACUUUUAUUUGUUGCCCAGAGCGGAAGCGGUCUGCCAAUGAGCCUUCCUGACGUCCGCAUGGCUUUGAAUUGGUGUUCCACCUACAUGGGUCGAUGGGAUUACUAAGGGCACCGACACCAGGGGAGGGUGGAGAGUUGUGCUUGCGUAAAACAUGAUGUUCAAAGUGUCAAAAACGAAGUAAUCCAUCGCGUUUAGUACAGAAACAACGUGCGAUGCAACGCCGUUUCACGCGGAUUGUGGUCAUUUAGAAUCACGCUGUGCUGCAACAGUUCCGCUGCGGCAAACGUAUCCCCCCCACCACUGUGUAAGCCACAUCCCUGUAGACCUUCGAGCAUCGAUGGAGACACUUUCAUCUCUUGGCGUGCAGAGCUAAGAAUGUUGUUUCAUGGGGCAUUGAUCGCCUCUGUGCGAGUUUAUGAGACCGCAAAUCUUGGCAACAAGCUGUCAGUAGAGUCAACCCUUUAACUUCAACACCCUUGCCUUCACCGCAGCUGACACGGUAUCCUCACGAAACAGUGGGUAUUGGUCCACAGCCUCCAGCGGUGAACUCAGCGUCCCUAGGUACAUUAGCGGAUGUUGCCGCUGCACAUACGCGACGUCUCCGGUUUCUGUUUAUUGACAAAAAAUAUGGGGUUGUUGGCCAUUUUCUGCGCAUUCACCGUUUGGGAGAUGGUGUUUUACACGGUCGUGACUGUGAUGGGACGGGGAGGAGCAACAAUACUGCUGUUCACGACCGAAAUGAUGAGGUACGGUAGGUGGCAGGCGUUGGACGUCAAGCGUCAGAUAGAUGCACACACCAAUGGAGAGGAAGGCAGCACCUGCGGCGCAGGAGGGGUCAAGGGUUGGUGUCGCACAGGUUUUCUGCUGUUGUUUGACGACGAACAACGUUCGUGAAAGCCCCCCCGACCCCCCCCCUCUCGUCAUGUUGGAUUUCUAUAACCUAUUUCGAAGGAAAACUCGAUUCUUCUCCGGAUUUCCGUCGACAAUAUGGUUGUUUACGGUGAUUUUGGCGUGACAACAUCUCGGGCAUUCUUGGGACAAAGCCAUCACCUGCGUUGUUUGGUAUACACCCAGAUGUACGAUUCCGUUGUCCCUGAGUGUGAUAUCUUCGUGUUGUCUGUGUUUGUGGAGAAUAUCCCCGCGGUAAGUUCAAGCCCUCUUUCGUUCUCCGCCCGGGGGUCGGAAAUCCGCACCAUCCAAUCGUUCAGUGAGUUCCAACCUCUGUCGAUUCCUUGCACGU